CGCAUGCGCCCCGGCCUCAGCCUCGCCGCCGCGCCAUUUUGCCGGGGUUUGAAUGUGAGGCGGAGCGGCGGCGGGAGUGGGUAGUGCCGGCUACAGUCCGCGGCUGCGAUUCCCUUCUCCGUCCCCGUAUCCCCACGAGGUUCUGUAGCAAUGGAGCUCAGCGAUGCAAAUUUGCAAACGCUAACAGAAUAUUUAAAGAAAACUCUUGAUCCUGAUCCUGCCAUCAGACGUCCAGCUGAGAAGUUUCUUGAAUCUGUAGAAGGAAAUCAGAAUUACCCGCUGUUGCUUUUAACAUUACUGGAGAAGUCCCAGGAUAAUGUUAUCAAAGUGUGUGCCUCAGUAACGUUCAAGAACUAUAUUAAAAGAAACUGGAGAAUUGUUGAAGAUGAACCAAACAAGAUUUGCGAAGCCGACCGCGUAGCCAUUAAAGCCAACAUAGUGCACUUGAUGCUUAGCAGCCCAGAGCAAAUUCAGAAGCAGUUAAGUGAUGCCAUUAGCAUUAUUGGCAGAGAAGAUUUCCCUCAGAAAUGGCCUGACUUGUUGACAGAGAUGGUGAAUCGCUUUCAGAGUGGAGAUUUCCAUGUUAUUAAUGGGGUCCUUCGUACAGCACAUUCAUUAUUUAAAAGAUAUCGCCAUGAAUUUAAGUCAAACGAGUUAUGGACUGAAAUUAAACUUGUUCUGGAUGCCUUUGCUUUGCCUUUGACUAAUCUAUUUAAGGCCACCAUUGAACUCUGCAGUACCCACGCAAAUGAUGCCUCUGCCCUGAGGAUUCUUUUUUCUUCCCUGAUCCUGAUCUCAAAACUGUUCUACAGUUUAAACUUUCAGGAUCUCCCUGAAUUUUUUGAAGAUAAUAUGGAGACUUGGAUGAACAAUUUCCAUACCCUCUUGACUUUAGAUAAUAAGCUUCUACAAACUGAUGAUGAAGAGGAAGCAGGCUUGUUGGAGCUCUUGAAAUCCCAGAUUUGUGAUAAUGCUGCCCUCUAUGCACAAAAGUAUGAUGAAGAAUUUCAGCGGUACCUGCCUCGUUUUGUCACAGCCAUCUGGAAUUUACUAGUUACAACAGGUCAAGAGGUUAAAUAUGACUUGUUAGUAAGUAAUGCAAUUCAGUUUCUGGCUUCAGUUUGUGAGAGACCUCACUAUAAAAAUCUGUUUGAAGACCAGAACACGCUGACAAGUAUCUGUGAAAAGGUUAUUGUGCCUAACAUGGAAUUUAGAGCUGCUGAUGAAGAAGCCUUUGAAGAUAAUUCUGAGGAGUACAUAAGAAGAGAUUUGGAAGGAUCUGAUAUUGAUACUAGACGCAGGGCUGCUUGUGAUCUAGUACGAGGAUUAUGCAAAUUUUUUGAGGGACCCGUGACAGGAAUCUUCUCUGGUUAUGUUAAUUCCAUGCUGCAAGAAUAUGCAAAAAAUCCAUCCGUCAACUGGAAACACAAAGAUGCAGCCAUUUACCUAGUGACUUCUUUGGCAUCGAAAGCUCAAACACAGAAGCAUGGAAUUACACAAGCAAAUGAACUUGUAAACCUGACUGAGUUCUUUGUAAAUCACAUUCUCCCUGAUUUAAAAUCAGCUAAUGUGAAUGAAUUUCCUGUUCUUAAAGCUGAUGGUAUCAAAUACAUUAUGAUUUUUAGGAAUCAAGUACCAAAAGAGCAUCUUUUAGUCUCUAUUCCUCUCUUGAUUAAUCAUCUUCAAGCUGAAAGUAUAGUUGUUCAUACUUACGCAGCACAUGCUCUUGAGAGGCUGUUUACUAUGAGGGGGCCUAACAACACCACUCUCUUUACAGCUGCAGAAAUCGCACCGUUUGUUGAGAUUCUGCUAACAAACCUUUUCAAAGCUCUCACACUUCCUGGCUCUUCAGAAAAUGAAUAUAUUAUGAAAGCUAUCAUGAGAAGUUUUUCCCUCCUACAAGAAGCCAUAAUCCCCUACAUCCCUACUCUCAUCACUCAGCUUACACAGAAGCUGUUAGCUGUUAGUAAGAACCCAAGCAAACCUCACUUUAAUCAUUACAUGUUUGAAGCAAUAUGUUUAUCCAUAAGAAUAACUUGCAAAGCUAACCCAGCUGCUGUUGUGAAUUUUGAGGAGGCUUUGUUUCUGGUGUUUACUGAAAUUUUACAGAAUGAUGUACAGGAAUUUAUUCCAUAUGUCUUUCAAGUAAUGUCUUUGCUUCUGGAAACACACAAAAAUGAUAUCCCGUCUUCCUAUAUGGCCUUAUUUCCUCAUCUCCUUCAGCCAGUGCUUUGGGAAAGAACAGGAAAUAUCCCUGCUCUAGUGAGGCUUCUCCAAGCAUUCUUAGAACGUGGUUCAAAUACAAUAGCAAGUGCUGCAGCUGACAAAAUUCCUGGGUUAUUAGGUGUCUUCCAGAAGCUGAUUGCGUCCAAAGCCAAUGACCACCAAGGUUUUUAUCUUCUAAACAGUAUAAUAGAGCACAUGCCUCCUGCGUCAGUUGACCAAUACAGGAAGCAAAUCUUCAUUCUACUAUUCCAAAGACUUCAGAAUUCCAAAACAACAAAAUUUAUCAAGAGUUUCUUAGUCUUUAUUAAUUUGUAUUGCAUAAAAUAUGGGGCGCUAGCACUUCAAGAAAUAUUUGAUGGUAUACAACCAAAAAUGUUUGGAAUGGUUUUGGAAAAAAUCAUUAUUCCUGAAAUUCAGAAAGUAUCCGGAUAUGUAGAGAAAAAGAUUUGUGCGGUUGGCAUAACCAAAUUAUUAACAGAAUGUCCCCCAAUGAUGGACACUGAAUAUACCAAGCUAUGGACUCCCUUAUUACAGUCUCUGAUUGGCCUUUUUGAGUUACCUGAAGAUGAUACCAUUCCUGAUGAAGAACAUUUUAUUGACAUAGAAGAUACACCAGGAUACCAGACUGCCUUCUCUCAGUUGGCAUUUGCUGGGAAAAAAGAGCAUGAUCCUGUAGGUCAAAUGGUGAACAACCCCAAAAUUCACCUGGCACAGUCACUUCACAAAUUGUCUACUGCCUGUCCAGGAAGGGUUCCAUCCAUGGUGAGCACCAGCCUCAAUGCAGAAGCACUCCAGUAUCUCCAAGGCUACCUUCAGGAGGCCAGUGUGACACUGCUUUGAGCUGUGUUUCUUGGCUGAGCCCAGCAUGGUUUCUGAGGAGAUCACGCAGCCUUCUGAGCACAGCCGCAUUAAAACAAAGCAAGUUUUCCUUUUGAACUUGUCACAAUUCCAUCUUGUAAAGAAUAUUAAAUGUUGCUUUGAGCUGAA
This is a messenger RNA of Ceratotherium simum simum (southern white rhinoceros), 3213 nucleotides long. It is a transcript of the gene CSE1L, whose product is annotated as chromosome segregation 1 like. Gene Ontology annotation, molecular function: small GTPase binding; nuclear export signal receptor activity. The record is from RefSeq and is a predicted model, not a curated record. NCBI's taxonomy places the organism in Eukaryota, Metazoa, Chordata, Mammalia, Perissodactyla, Rhinocerotidae. Gene Ontology annotation, biological process: protein import into nucleus; protein export from nucleus. Gene Ontology annotation, cellular component: cytosol; nuclear envelope.